Trematosphaeria pertusa is the source of this 597-nucleotide messenger RNA. RefSeq lists its product as uncharacterized. NCBI's taxonomy places the organism in Eukaryota, Fungi, Ascomycota, Dothideomycetes, Pleosporales, Trematosphaeriaceae. Bases 1 to 597 code for a protein of 198 amino acids. The record is from RefSeq and is a predicted model, not a curated record. The transcript has a single exon.
AUGCUGGCUCUCACGGUGUGGAAUUCUCCGGAUAGAACGACGUGCGCAACAGCUACUCUGGAGGUCUUCGUGAGUGCGUACAAUGGACGAGCCAAACUUUCUUACUUGUACAGCGAGCCCUUAGAAUUCCCUACCGCAAGAGUCUGGGUGAGAAAUAGGGAAGCGCUGGCGAAUCAGGAUGCGAAACGAAACGAGCUCGUCAAUCCGAAACGCAAACUUUCCACCUCGUCUCAAGAGCUAAUCGCAGCCUUCCAUUCCCCAAAUUUCCAAGGUUCCGCUCUCCAGUAUGAAAAUAUACGAUCGUCACAGGGUUUAACCUUCAAUCACGACGCGCCAGCGCAUCGCUCGCUCGCCUCGCCUCCCGCCUACGCGCUCGAAAUGACUGCCAAGUCGGCCCGCAUCUCAAUUCAGCUCGCCGUUCGCUACGAAACAAGGCACGAUUGGAUUCGCCUGCCGAGUGCAGCUGUCAAAGUUCAAAUCAAGGUUCUGAGUCGCGCAACGCCUGCCAAAGAAUCAAAGACGACCCGGGGGGCCCAGAACGUCAUGGGCCAGGGGCACGCGACUUAUGAUAUAACUGUGGUAGACCCUGUUUUUUGA